Molecule: messenger RNA, 1704 nt
Organism: Oppiella nova
Lineage: Eukaryota; Metazoa; Arthropoda; Arachnida; Sarcoptiformes; Oppiidae
Source: the annotation of a GenBank genome assembly
GGCAUCACACACACACUCACUAUCGCCUUGGAUUUAAUUCACAAAAAUACACUGCAGUUAAGCAGCAAAAGUGGUGUUUUAAAUCUGUGAUGUGAUGUAAUUGUGUGUUUGGCUGCGAAAAACAUCCCUAUUGUCCGCCAUUUGGCGACCGAAAUGCGUCUCAAAACGUCUCAUCACUUUUCGUGGCAAAAGUUUUCAAACUUUUCAAAGUUUUCAAACCGACUCUAAGUGUGCGCUGAAAGCAAUGAUUGUUAAUGUUUUAAUGAUAACCAUCUCUGGGCUGCUGUUGGAUGUGAACGUGAAUGCCAUUGAAAACUAUACGACAAUCGACACCAUCACCACUACCAUAACAUCGGCGCCAAACGCAUCCAGACCUGAAUAUCGUGUAUAUCUAGUCCGACAGACACUCGACAAAGACCUCAAUGAAGCCAUACUUAAAGCUGCCGACGAGGAGGACAGUCAGCGACAACCCACAGACAAUGAUAAGAAGUAUCAGAACAACUCGACGGUUCAGAUCUACAUCAUAGCAGUGAUAGGUGUGUCCCCAGCCGUCAUCGGGGGCUUCAUGUGGGCGCUCAGGAAUCUGAAGCGUAAAUGCAUUAGAGAUAAGGCAUCGAAGAGAUCCAAAGCCAAGAAUACGAGUGACUCUAAUACUCCCAACCCUUUCCUUAUUAACGACAUUCCCAUCAAUCAAUUGACGUAUAAGUUGGUGGAAAGGGCUGAUAAGUUCAGCACCGGUAGUGAUUCGUCGGGUGCCGUCUGGUAUAACAGCUAUAAACCGUCAUAUUUGGUCAAAAGCCGCAGAGUUUACUCAUUGGAAGUCUCGCGCAAGAACUUAGACAUGAUUGAGAUUCUGGGAGAGGGUAACUUUGGACAGGUCUGGAAAGCCAGAGCCGUUAACAUUAAGAAUAGCAAUAAGAGUCAAACGGUUGCCAUCAAAACCAAUAAAAUCAAUACGGAUGAUAAGGAUGCCGAAGACCUUCUCAAAGAACUCGAUAUAAUGCUUCAGUUGGGAAACCAUCCAAAUGUUGUCAAACUUCUUGGAUGUUGCACUGAGACAGACUUGGUUUUAUUCGCGUAUCAAAUAUCCAAAGGCAUGGAGUUUAUUAGUAGUCAUGGAAUAAUCCAUAGAGACUUAGCCGCCCGUAAUAUACUAAUCGACGAGAACAAGACGUGUAAAGUCGCCGACUUUGGUCUCUCGCGGAGUAUUAGAGACAAAGACUGCGAUCAAUACGAGCAGAAAACAAGUGGACAGAUGCCCGUCCGGUGGAUGAGUCCUGAGUCCCUAUCAAUGGGUCUGUUCUCUACCAAAAGCGACGUCUGGGCCUAUGGUAUACUAAUCUGGGAGAUCGUGACACUCGGCUCCACACCCUAUAUCGGGUUAAGCGCACAGGAAGUCAUAAAAUACGUGAACGAGGGUCGGAUGAUCGACCGCCCGGAGCACUGCAGUGACCACUUCUACGAGUUGAUGACAAUGUGUUUUAAUUACGAUUGCGAUAAUCGGCUCACUUUCACGGAUAUUAGGAUGAAAUUGUCGCAAAUGAUUGAAUUACAGUGCGGUUACGUAGACCUCCAGCACUUCAAUCAUUCAAUUUAUUAUAAUUUAAACGCUUCUUCCGGUGAAAAAAUAUGAGUUUUUCUCAGUACAUAGUCAUUUUAAACACCAAUUCAUAUGACUUUGAUUACAUUCAUCGCUAAAUGCAU